Messenger RNA from Lasiosphaeria miniovina, 593 nucleotides. RefSeq lists its product as uncharacterized. Lineage: Eukaryota; Fungi; Ascomycota; Sordariomycetes; Sordariales; Lasiosphaeriaceae. Bases 141 to 593 code for a protein of 150 amino acids. The record is from RefSeq and is a predicted model, not a curated record. The transcript has 3 exons.
GACUUCAACCUGGCCUGAGCUAAAGAGGUGUGCGAAGGCCAUGGUCUAUAUAUACGUGAAAGGGGUUACGAGUCAUUCUUGCGUGGCCAGAGUGGUAGUGGCGAUAGUGCGUGGCCCUGGUAGCGGUGGCGAUAGUGGCGAUGGUGGCGAGGGUGGCCCUGGUGGCGGUGGCCAUAGUGGCUACGAGAGUGGUUUCCUUACAACUACCUCUGACCCUUGACCGCAGCAACCGAGCAUAUGCCACCCGGGGGCUCCAACUCGCGGCUUCUCCCACAAGGCCAGGUUUCAAUGGUUUUCUCGCACAUAAUGACUGGCGGAAGUAUGCUGAUGAUGAGAGCUUGGUAGAUGCUGAUGAUGAGAGCUUGGUGGAUACCGAUGAUGAGAGCUUGGUGGAUCUUGAUGAUGAGAGCUUUGUGGAUGCUGAUGAUGAGUGCGAACUCUACUUGAAGGGCAGCGGCUUGCAGCUAUUCAUGCUUGUAGUCGACGGCGGCAAGACGGCAAGACGAGAUGGGUACAACGGGAUGGACAAGACGGGAAUAGCCGACUUAGCCACGGCGGCAAGACGGCAAGACGGGAUGGGCAAGACGGGAUAG